This is a messenger RNA of Apus apus (common swift), 1878 nucleotides long. RefSeq names its product UBX domain protein 2B (gene UBXN2B). Gene Ontology annotation, biological process: Golgi organization; membrane fusion; proteasome-mediated ubiquitin-dependent protein catabolic process. NCBI's taxonomy places the organism in Eukaryota, Metazoa, Chordata, Aves, Apodiformes, Apodidae. Gene Ontology annotation, cellular component: cytosol; nucleus. Gene Ontology annotation, molecular function: ubiquitin binding. The record is from RefSeq and is a predicted model, not a curated record. The coding region runs from base 20 to 1252 and encodes 410 amino acids. The transcript has 10 exons.
GCCCCGCCCGCCCGGGAAGAUGGCGGACGGCGGGGCUGCUCCCGCGCAGCGGGAAGGGGACGUGUCCGCGCCGGCGACCGGCGGCGUCCGGAGGGACCGGCAGCCUCGGGGCGGCGGCCGCCCGCCCAGCGCCCGGGACUUGCAGUUGGCCUUGGCAGAGUUAUAUGAAGAUGAAGCUAAAAGGCAGUCAUUGUGUCCUGAAAAAACAACAACUACGAAGAUCAGUAACACAAAAGCAUCACAGAGUCUUAAAAUUGAUUCUCUUAGAAGGCUGAGAAAACCAGAGAGAAGCAUGAGCGAUGACAAAGAAAACCAAAGAUUUUAUUCAGGUGACUCAGAAUAUAGAGGAUUACAGAUUUCUGGGGCUUCUAAUAAUCCAAGUAAAAUUGUUGCUGAACUCUUCAAAGAAGCAAAAGAACAUGGGGCUGUCCCAUUAGAUGAAGCCUCAAGAGCAUCUGGUGAUUUCAGUAAAGCUAAGUCAUUUUCUGGUGGUGGAUAUAGAUUGGGUGAUUCAUCACAAAAGCACUCUGAAUAUAUAUAUGGAGAAAAUCAAGAUUCUGUCUUCAUAGGAGAGGUGCUCCAGCCCUCUGAUCAUCUUCGUGGCCCUUCUCUGGACUCACUUCAACAGCUCCAUGUCCUUCCUGUACUGGGAGCUCCAGAACUGGACACAAUCCUCCAGGUUCAAAUUUUGCUGAAACUGUGGAGGAAUGGCUUCAGUUUAGAUGAUGGCGAGUUGAGAUCCUAUUCAGACCCAACAAAUGCUCAGUUUCUUGAGUCUGUUAAAAGAGGGGAAAUUCCUGUGGAACUGCAACGACUUGUUCAUGGUGGCCAGGUUAAUUUGGAUAUGGAAGACCACCAAGAACAGGAAUAUGUGAAGCCUAGACUGCGAUUCAAAGCUUUCAGUGGAGAAGGGCAAAAACUUGGAAGCCUUACACCUGAAAUAGUCAGCACACCUUCUUCCCCAGAGGAGGAGGAGAAGUCCAUUCUUAAUGCGCCUGUUCUGAUUGAUGAUUCCAUGCCAGCAACUAAAAUUCAAAUUAGAUUAGCAGAUGGAAGCCGAUUAAUACAACGAUUUAAUCAAACACACAGGAUUAAGGAUAUUCGAGAUUUCAUUAUCCAGUCCCGUCCAGAAUUUGCAACAUCUGAUUUUGUUCUCGUGACUACCUUUCCAAAUAAAGAGCUAACAGAUGAAAGCCUGACACUACAAGAAGCAGAUAUACUUAACACUGUGAUUCUUCAGCAAUUAAAGUAAUCUUGCAGUUGUUGGUACAAGGUAGGGAGCGAACUGUAUUGUCAUACAAGAGGUUGCCAGCAGAUGGAAAAAGAAAAGCUCCGUGUCUUUUUAUGUCACCAUUUCUGUGGAUCACAUUUUUGGGUUUCAUGUCUUCCAGCUAUAGCAUAUCAAACUUUUUCAUUUCAAUUUCUCAACAUUGUUCAACGUUUUUUCAAUGUUAAAGGUAAGCUUCCCUAUGUUUGUAUGUUUCAAAUCACAUCUUGUACUAAAUGUGAAAUGAGAUAUGACUUUAUGACUUUGUUAUUUUGAGGAGGGUGGAGGGACAAGCAUUUUUCUGAAUGGGACAGUGUCUUUCAUACAGUUGGUAAGAUUUGCACUAUGGAAAUGUCUUAUGCUGCAUUGAUAAACAGCCAUUUGAAAACUUAGCCUGCAGGUUAUAUUUACCUUCCAAGCUGUAUUAAUAUUAAGGUGUUCUGUUUAAUAGAUUAACAGAUAAUUAAUGGCCUACUGUAAUUUUUGUAUAUUCUAUUUGUAGUAUUUCGUGGUGCAGUAGAGUAUUUAUCUUCUAGUUUUUCUGUAAUUUUCCCUGUAUCAUUGCUCAUACGAGAGUAUCGGUUCAGGAGAUGCAAACCUCAGCUACUACA